AUGGACGCGCUGGAGCCCGUCGUCGUCCCGCUACCCCGCGUCGUGUGCAUGCCCAGCGCAGCGACCGCCAACGCAGCCGUGCCGCCGAUGCGUCUCUCGGCCGAGCAGCAGCGCCACGUCCGCGCGCUGCGCCACCACGCGUUCCGGCGGGUGCAAGAGCACCAUUUCAACUGCGCCGCGAUCCUGCACGGCAGCCUCGCGACGCGGCCCGUGGCUUUUCCGGACGCUGACGAAGAGACCGCCAGUGCAGCCGCCGAGGCAACGCUGCGCGCCCAGAUCCAAGAGCUCACAGCGGUGAACCUCGAGCUUGAAACCUCGCUGGCGGCGGCGACGGCCGAGACCGAAGACCGCUUGGCGAAGCGCGGCUGGGACGACGUACUCGUGUCUUUAUAA
Messenger RNA from Saprolegnia parasitica CBS 223.65, 393 nucleotides. RefSeq lists its product as hypothetical. The record is from RefSeq and is a predicted model, not a curated record. Bases 1 to 393 code for a protein of 130 amino acids. NCBI's taxonomy places the organism in Eukaryota, Oomycota, Saprolegniomycetes, Saprolegniales, Saprolegniaceae. The transcript is spliced from 2 exons.